AUGGCUCUAUGGAGCACCGGGCUCCUGAGAGCUGCCGUCCUGCUGCUGCUGCUCACAGCUCAUGUCGUCCCCUCAGCGUCCGGCUGCAGCGUACAAUUCUACGUAACAAUGAUCAGAGAUUUCUGCCUAGACGAGUUCCACUUGAACAUAGGAAGACUGGACCCGGACAUGUGGUGUAGCUGGCCUGACACAAUGCAGAUCUACGAAAGUCUAACUAACUGCACCUACCAGGUAGCCCUGAGGAUGGACUGCUUCUGGCCCAAUGAGGUCGUCGAUGGCUUCUUCAUGAAGAUUCACCAGAGAUACUUCCACAACUGCGCUUUGAAUGGCAGGCUUCUACAUGACCCGCCAGUUAGCAUCCUGGUGCCCUUCAUUGCCGUGCCCGUCCUGGUCACACUGCUCAUGACUGCUAUAGUUGUGUGGAGGAGUAAACGGACUGAAGGGGUUCUUUAGGAUCACAUGGAGUCCUGGCAUUGGGUUCAGGACUGGAUUGCUUCACUGCGACAAAGAUUGUUGAGUAAAAUAAAUUAAAGGUUUUAUUUGUUGGGAAACUGCAACG
This is a messenger RNA of Nematolebias whitei (Rio pearlfish), 559 nucleotides long. RefSeq names its product receptor activity-modifying protein 1-like. Gene Ontology annotation, molecular function: coreceptor activity. The transcript has 3 exons. The record is from RefSeq and is a predicted model, not a curated record. The coding region runs from base 1 to 453 and encodes 150 amino acids. Lineage: Eukaryota; Metazoa; Chordata; Actinopteri; Cyprinodontiformes; Rivulidae. Gene Ontology annotation, cellular component: cell surface; signaling receptor complex; membrane. Gene Ontology annotation, biological process: G protein-coupled receptor signaling pathway; receptor internalization; cellular response to hormone stimulus.